Messenger RNA from Carica papaya (papaya), 1388 nucleotides. Its product is annotated as uricase / urate oxidase / nodulin 35. Lineage: Eukaryota; Viridiplantae; Streptophyta; Magnoliopsida; Brassicales; Caricaceae. Gene Ontology annotation, biological process: purine nucleobase catabolic process; urate catabolic process. The record is from RefSeq and is a predicted model, not a curated record. Gene Ontology annotation, cellular component: peroxisome. Gene Ontology annotation, molecular function: urate oxidase activity.
AUGGAAGGAGCUUCAGCUUACAGCUUACAUAUUAUUUAUAUAUUCCUCUCCAUUCGCAUCUUGGACCUCCACUUGAGCUUUUGCAGAAAAUCCAACUUCAUGCAAACAGAGAAACGCCAAGAGAUCUAGAACCAACACAUAGAAAAACCUUGAGUAGUGGAGUGGAGAGCAUGAUGGCGCAAGUAGCUAACCUCAAUUUGGAGCAAAGUCAUGGCAAAUCCAGAGUCAGAGUGGCUAGGGUCUGGAGAGGUCGAGAUGGGUGCCAUUUCAUGGUCGAGUGGAACGUUAACAUCACUUUGCUCUCUCACUGCCUCAAUGCUUAUGUUCGUGGAGACAACUCCGACAUAGUUGCCACCGAUACUAUGAAAAACACUGUAUAUGCGAAAGCCAAGGAAUGUUCAGAACAACUUUCUGUAGAGGACUUUGCUAUUCUACUUGGCAAACACUUCACAUCGUCUUACCAGCAGGUUACUACUGCCAUAAUAAAGAUAGUGGAAAAGCCGUGGGUACGUGUCACUGUUGACAGGCAACCUCAUAAUCAUGGUUUUAGACUUGGAUCUGAGAGGCAUGUUGUGGAGGCAAUAGUACAGAAGUCACUUGUUCUGCAGUUAACUUCAGGCAUUGAAGGAUUAACUUUGUUGAAGACAACCCAGUCAGGGUUUGAAGGGUUUAUUAGAGACAAAUACACAGCUCUUCCUGAAACACGAGAGAGGAUGUUGGCAACGGAGGUCACAGCAUCCUGGAGGUAUUCGUUUGAUUCUGUCUCUAGCAUUCCUCACAAGCCUCUUUACUUCAAUGGGAGAUAUGCGGAUGUGAAAAAGGUUUUGACAGGAACCUUUUUUGGCCCUCCAAAAGAGGGAGUAUACAGCCCAUCUGUUCAAAGUACUCUAUAUGACAUGGCAAAAGCUGUACUGGACAGGUUUCUUGACAUUUCAUCAAUCCAGCUUAAAAUGCCUAAUAUACAUUUCUUGCCAGUUAAUCUAUCAAGCAAGGAUAAUCCUACUAUUGUCAAGUUUGAAGAUGAUGUAUAUUUACCAACAGAUGAACCACACGGAACAAUUGAAGCCAGCUUGAGCCGAGUCCGUUCAAAGAUGUAAAAGUUGUGGUACACAGUGGAUCACAAGGAAGCUAUGGUUAGCAGCUCUGCUCUUUUAAUCUUCAAAAUAAUCAGUGAAAUGGGAGCUGCUUUUACAAUGAACUUUGUUAGUAAAGGACUCAAAAAAACCCCCACCUGGUAGUAUGAUAUUUAAUCAUAAUGGAGUAAUCAUGGUACUCCACUUAGUUCUUCCAUAUUUAGUUUUUGUGUAUAACAGACUGAAGCAGAACCCAACAGUUAAAAAUAAGUUGAAAUAAGUGCUGAUUAAUUCUGUCAGUGCAUAAUUUCUGCA